AUGAACCUAUUAUUGUCAAUUAACCACUCGAAUAUCGUCAAGUUUAUUUCACGCUACGUGGAGCCGAUAAGUCCACAUGCAAUGACCACAUACUUGGUUCUAGAGAAAAUGAACAGCGGCGAAUUGUUCCAACGUAUUAUCAAUAAACUGAAGUUGGGCCAGGCGGAAACCAAAGCAAUCUUUACUCAGUUAUUAGCAGGUUUGAAAUACCUUCACGAAAGCAAUAUCAUCCAUAGAGACAUCAAGCCUGAAAACAUUUUACUUGACAUCUCUCCUCGUGUCUCCCCAGAUCAGAAGCAAACGGGCCCGUGGGACGAACACGAGUACGAUGUAAAAGUUAAGAUCGCUGACUUUGGUUUGGCAAAAUUUAUUGGAGAACUCAAAUUCACUAACACUUUAUGUGGAACCCCAGCAUAUGUGGCACCUGAGAUUCUCAGUGACAAGCGUAACUAUACAACGAAAGUCGAUCUUUGGCUGAGUGGCGUCUUGCUAUACGUUUGUCUAUGUGGAUUUCCCCCAUUCAGCGAGGAACUUGCUCCUCCCAGUAUGCGAGAGCAGAUUCUAACUGGAAAAUUUGCCUUCUACUCUCCAUACUGGGACGAUAUUAGCGAUUCCGCAUUGGACUUGAUAAGUUCCCUUCUAAUUGUCGAUCCUUUGGAGCGAUACGAUGUUUUCCAAACAUGUAACCAUUUCUGGUUUUCGGAAGACGACGCCAAAAAUGAACUGGGACUGUCGAUGGAAAUGUCGGGAAACACUCAAAGAACGUCAUUUCGUUCGGACAGUCAACCCAUGAGCUUGCGGGAAAGACAUGCAUCGGAAUUGAACGUUUCACAAAGCCGAGAUAUGUCGAUGCAACGGCCAUAA
Molecule: messenger RNA, 864 nt
Organism: Meyerozyma guilliermondii ATCC 6260
Lineage: Eukaryota; Fungi; Ascomycota; Pichiomycetes; Serinales; Debaryomycetaceae
Gene: DUN1
Product: serine/threonine protein kinase
Exons: 1
Coding region: 1-864 (287 amino acids)
Biological process (GO): mitotic DNA damage checkpoint signaling; protein phosphorylation
Cellular component (GO): nucleus
Molecular function (GO): protein serine/threonine kinase activity; ATP binding
Source: RefSeq, a predicted model, not a curated record